This is a messenger RNA of Myxocyprinus asiaticus (Chinese sucker), 5755 nucleotides long. RefSeq names its product mitoguardin 1-like. Lineage: Eukaryota; Metazoa; Chordata; Actinopteri; Cypriniformes; Catostomidae. Gene Ontology annotation, biological process: mitochondrial fusion. The transcript has 16 exons. The record is from RefSeq and is a predicted model, not a curated record. Bases 149 to 1933 code for a protein of 594 amino acids.
GCAGUGUGUUCUAGAUUCGUGGUGAUUGUCCUCCUUCACACGAGCUCAUCACAUUGAGUCAAUAGAGGGCAGAUGGCGUGCCCAGUGAGAACGCACUAAAUGUUGUACUGGUGAAGUGGACUAUGGGCAGUAGUUGAGAUUUGGCAUCAUGGCUGAAGACAUUUUCAGAAGCUCGCACACGUCCAUGAAGGUGGCUGCCUUGCAUUUUGUGGAUCUGCCUCUGUCUGUCUAUUACUCUCUCCCACAGGUAAGUCUAAGUGCCGGCACCAAGAAGCUCUUUGCCGCCACUGCCUUCGGUGCCGUCUCCCUCAUCUUCCUCGCCCGUCAUUUCAGAAGAAGAAAGGGCAAGAAGAAAGCCAAUUCGCCUGUAGAACACAAACAUUUUGAGUUCCUUACCUGUAUCCCGCUGACAAAAGACAUUGGCAGCAAUAAUCAAAAUCCACCUCUGAACUCGAAGAACUGCUACUCAUGUAAUGUGGUGUCCAAUGGCAGCCUGUACAGCAAGUUCUCGGGUUCCCUUCAGAGCUUGGCCUCAGUGAGGAGCAGGCACUCCUCCAGCAGCUGCACCUGUGCUAACAGCUCCAGCUGCUGGGAUGGAGCAGGAGACGAUGGUGAUGUCUGUAACCUGCUCAACAUCCCCGUCGCCACUCCAGAGAAUCUCUACCUGAUGGGGAUGGAGUUAUUUGAGGAGGCCCUCCAGCGCUGGGAGCAAGCGCUAACAUUCUGCAGUAGCCGAAAGGAGGAUGAGGCUAGCUGUGCAUCGGUUAAAUUGGGAGCUGGAGAUGCCAGAGCAAAAGAAAGUAUGGAGGACAUCAUCACUGCAGAUUUCAUCCAUAAUUUGGAGUCUCUGCUACAGAAUGCCUACCGGCUACAGGAAGAAUUUGAGGGAGCGUUGGGAAUGACAAACCCUUCAACGCAGCCCAUUAAUGACAUACACACAGAUCUCUCUAUGAGGGAAGACUUGGAAGGCACAUGCGUCAGAGACUCAAUCAGCAUCGCCUCUACAGAUUCCUUUGUGUCUGCAGCAGAGUUAUCUGAGCACAAAGAGAUGAGGAGUGCCUAUGCCCUGGGCUCACUGUGCCAUUACCCCCUCUAUGAGGAGGCUUUGCAGAUGGCUGAAGAGGGCAAGAUCUCCUGUCGAGUUCUACGAACUGAGAUGCUUGAAUGUCUUGGAGACACUGACUUCCUGGCAAAGCUGCAUUGUAUACGGCAAGCAUAUCAGAUCAUUUUUUGUGAAAGGGCAACUAGAGCAUUUUUGUCUGACACAGGAAAGAUGAUAUUGUCUUCAAUAAUUGUCAAAGCAAGGAAGAGCCCAAAAAGAUUUGAGGAGGUGUUUGGAGAAAUGAUCUGCUUCCUGGAGAAAGCGGAUCACUGGGAGAACACAGAAAUUGAGCUUUCUUCAAGAGGGGUAAAGCAUCUAAACUUCUAUGACAUUGUUCUUGACUUUAUCCUAAUGGACUCAUUUGAGGAUCUUGAGAAUCCACCAAUCUCCAUACUUAAUGUGGUCAAUAAUCGCUGGCUCAACAGCUCCUUCAAAGAGACUGCUGUUGCAUCAAGCUGUUGGUCUGUUCUGAAACAGAAGAGACAACAUAUAAAGGUGCAAGAUGGCUUCAUUGCUCAUUUCUAUGCAGUCUGUGAACACAUAAGUCCUGUACUGGCCUGGGGGUUCCUGGGUCCUAAAAGUUCCUUGCAUGAUUUCUGCUGUUUCUUCAAGGAGCAGGUACUGUUCUUUCUGAAGGACAUCUUUGACCUGGAGAAAGUGCGUUAUUCCAAUCUAGACACUCUGGCUGAGGACAUCCGGCACCUGCUUCACAGACGCUCUGAGCUGCUCCUGGCCUACCUCGGUGCUGACUCUCUCCAUCACCACAAUGGCUGUGCCAGCACACCUUUGCACCUGGUACCCAGUGCUUUGCUGGAGGCCCGAGUCCAAUGAGCAACUGUGUCUUCUACAACCUCCACAUUUUCUUGGAUGUUCUGACUCCAGAUCUGGAAUGCACUGCAGUUGAGAUCCUUGUUUCUGGGUUCAGUGCAGUUUCUCGUCAAGUAUUAGUGUAAUGUUUAAAAUGUAGGAAGAAAGGGUGAUAUGCCUUUCAUGUGGUUUUUCAAUAAAUUUUUUUACUUCAAUAACUCAUUGCACAACAAAUUAUCUGAAGUUGUAGGGUCUUUGUAGGUGAUGUAUUGAGACUUGAAAGCUUUAACAGAUAUUGUGAGCAUAGGCCAAAGUGUUUGGAACGGUAGAGAUGUUUUUUUAAGGUGGCACCCUUUCUUCAGGUUGCUACUAAUCUCCCAAAGGUUUUUCUUGACAAACUGACCUCUGUAGUAGUCUUCAGACUAGACGUUUCUUAUCAGAAAGAAUGUAGUGGCCAUAAAUGAAAUAAACCUGGGCUAUAUUCAAUAAAGCCAUCAAAAGUUAAUGGAACAAAAGCAAUAGCAGUAUGCUUCCAUCUUCAUUGAAACAGUGAAUGCCAUAUACACAUGGUUGGUUUGACUGUACAAGCCUUAUGAUUACUUCAUGUACUGUGACCCUAAGUGUAUCCUAAAUUGAAUGCUAUGAUGUGCAGAUGGUAUUUUGUUGACAAUUGUAACAGCCGUUUGGGCCAAUAAACACUGCAAGGCACUUUUCCGCCAUUGGACUAAACAGUUAAACUUGAAGAUCCAUGUCAUUCUGUAACAAUCAAGGCACGCUCGAAGAUCCAUGUCAUUCUGUAACAAUCAAGGCACGCUCGCAGUUUCUUUUUCAUUGUGGUGCUCUGAAAUCAGGACUAGAAUGGACUGACUUGGCAAGUGACCAAUUGUGAGUUGUUCGUCCUAAAGCCGGUCCACCAGCACAUUUGGAAAUGCUUGAAAAUCCAAGCUGGGAACAGUUUGUAAUUGUGCCAUAAUCUAGCUGUGCUCAAGUGCAAAUGCUACUGGAACUGUGACUCGCCAUGUUCAGAACCUUUUGGCCCGCUGGUGGAACAGCGCUUUGUGUUGUAUUAACUGGAGCAUUCAAAGCAUCAUAUGGAUCUUGAAUAAAAAUGCCAGACAUUUUCAAUGAUUACAACUUUAUUGAUGACAAUGGCAGCAAUCUUAAACAAUUCAGACCAACAAUUCCCAGAAACAAAGCAAAAGGUACAUUCAACAAGUUUAAACAGUUCAUAAUUACAUUUUAUAUUUUACCUCAAAGGCAUGCUGCAAAUUUCUCAGAUAGCCUCCGAUUUUCUCUUCGUUUUAGACCCCCACGAAUUCUGUUGUGAACAAUUUGCUCAAAAGUACAUCUUGCAUGCAUACAAAGAGAUAUGCAGCAAUGGACAAAUACUACAUUUAGAGAAACUCUCCAGUUUACAUGCCAAACAAAAAUCAGUCUGGCAAAUGUCUACUAAAAAAAAAAAGAAAAGGAAAAGAAAAAUGUUCCUGGUCAUGGUACACCUGGAUAGCAUUGAUGCACAUUAAGUCCCUACACUUAAAAGGCAAAGCAUGUACUCAAAAGAACAUUUCAGAGAGCAGUCAGGCCAAUAAUACAGAAACAUGGCUACAUUUCUAUAUCAAAACACGAGGUCAUCAGAACAGCAUCGACAAACAUCGCUCUAAGCUAAGAGAAACAUUGACUUUGCAAUGACAGAUUCCUCAUGAUAUAUUUUUUUACCUUAUAAUUGGAGCCCUCGAACAGUCUACGUUCAGCAAAGGGACAGACUCAAAGGAAUCCUCCUUACGGACAAACUAGCUCAGGACCUGAUUCUACGAACUACGCCUGCAGCAUCUUCAACACUGUGAGUAAGAAUGAAGUCAGCAAUGUGGGACAAACAUUAGCACUACAAAGGGGCAUCAAUAAAGCUUGCAAUACCAAUGAAACAUGAGCAUACAUACAGUAUACGUCAGUGUUAUUAAUCAGUGUUUCAUUCAUAGGGCUAACUGGAUUAUUUAGCAUCUGCAUGCAGUGUGAUACAGUGGUAAGGCAGAUGAAACAAUUCAUAUGGAAUAGGAUCACACUAAGCAGACUUACCAAGAGGCUAACAUUAAUGUUUUAAGAGUGAGCAAUCACAUUGUGCAUGUAUAUGUAUAUAUAAGACAGUAUAAUAAUCCUACUUAAAGAUGCUAAUCUGCAUUAUGUUGUUGACAACAGAGGAAAAUCACAUUUUAUGAGCUACAGGUCAAUGCCAUGCAAUUCAUUUGGACAAAAACAUACUUCCACAGACCUUCAAAGCUAUGCAAUCUAUUUAGUACAAGAGAUGAUCCUUUAUUGUAACUAAGGUCAACAUUUGCUGCUUUUCAAGGGUAAAUGCAUUAUACUGGGCCACAGGUUCAAAUUGCUGCCAUUUUUGGAUACUCUUACCUGUGUCACUGCUGCAGAACCUAAGAUGCAAGGUCAGGGAUGACACCGCAAAAUUAGACAUUGCACUGCUCAUAGUGCCACUAAUGAACAGUCAAAUCAAAUCACUUUCAUCAACUUGUCAGCCUUGAAAAACUGAGUCAGGCACAGAUUUAUAAAUCAGCAAAAGGACAAUAAUACUAUAACAUUUGAAUGAGGCCAUUUGCUGAGGGUCAUUUUUAAGAGCAAUGCAGUAAAACAAAUACUUGGCAAAUCACAAGACGUUGUAUAAGAACAAUGUCUAGUCAAUGUUAAGUCGCAGCAUUUCCAGAUGAACGUUUCUUUUGCUAUAGACAGCUUUGCACUGCCCUGACUAAAACACACAGUGGUAUAGUUCACAGUUUUAUAAGAAAAAGUCUGAGACAAUUUCUAAAUGACUAAAACAGUGACAACAUGGCGAGAUCUAGAUCGGCAAAUAUCACACACAGCUGUUAUGGCAAAAAUAACAGUCCAAUGUGAAAAAGGGGUCAAGUCACAGGCUCAAGAAAGACAUCAUUAUAUUGAAUGCAUGUCAAAUGAAAUUUACAGCCCUGACAUACUUACCCAAAAAAAGGGUCAACAUUUAUAUAAUUCAACUCAUUGCAUUUCAAGUACGUCAAAGACAAUGCAUUGACUGCAAUACAGAAACUGGGCCAUAAAGUCAUGUACAUUUUGUACUUACAGUGGAGAGCUCAUUUCAGUGGUGAGGAAGUCUCCAUAAACCUACAGGCCUAUACUGGAGGAAUGCUAACAGACAAUGGGCAGACAAAAAAAAAAUAGUCCACUUUCGCAUUUGAGCUUUUUAAUUGUAUCAAAAUGUUUUAGAAAUGUCAGCAAUAAUGAUAAAAUAUAUACACAAUUGAUGGAUUUUAGACAUUUAAAAUAUGGGAGAGGGACAAGUAAUUUUGCAAGGCAUAACUGUUGAUCAGAACACUUGACCUGCCCUGGAAAAAAGCAGCAAACUUUGAUAACAAAAACUAGAAUAAUUGCAACAUGUUCGCAGUCACAUCAAGGAACAGUUUGUUUAAAGACGCAUACUUGCUUACCGCCUUCCUAAACUUGCCUGUGAGGGAGGAAAUGUCUCUCAUUAACAGUGCACACUACCUCAACAAACCAGAUGAAAUACAGAACAAUAAGCAACACUACAGCACUGAAGAGUUAUUGCAUGGGUCACAUACCUUGCCAACACCAAGCCACCUUGCCUUAGAUAACCUAUCUAUACCUACAUCCACAGAAAUGACCGGUAAAAAAUGUAAUAUAAAAUCAGAACUAUCCAUUCAUCAAGCAAGCAAUAUCAAAUGACCAAUUAUCUUGUUACUUUAAAAUAGACCAGGAAUCAAAAUAAAAAAUCAGGGGUAGAAUAGACAGUUGAAGAGUGACCAAAAAAAAAAAAAAAAAAAAAAAAAAGGAAAAAAAAAAAAAGCAAAA